Molecule: messenger RNA, 3342 nt
Organism: Cyanistes caeruleus (blue tit)
Lineage: Eukaryota; Metazoa; Chordata; Aves; Passeriformes; Paridae
Source: RefSeq, a predicted model, not a curated record
AACCAGAGGUGUUCUUGUGCUCGUCUGAAGCGAGCGAGUCCUGCGGGAGUUCACAGCGAUCCUGAAGCCUUGGACCCAGCUGUUGAUUUUUAAUUGAUGCUGCUCAGUUUGGCUUCAAGGCUUUCAGAAUGAAAUGGACAACAAGAAACAAAUUUAAAAGUUCAAAGUGACAAUUCCUCGUGGCCUGGACAGCCGCUGCCCACGGCUCCCUGGCACAGCGCUGCAAAGGCCAAUUGCUCGUGGCCGGCGCAGCGCAGGCUGCAAAGGCCGGGCUCUGCAGUGCGGGGCUGGGGCUGGCACACGUGUGCCAGCGUGGCCAAAGCCUCUCAGGGCUCUGGGCACAGCAGGGGCCACAAGGCCACGGGUCCGGGGGCUGCUCCGGGCCGCUUCCUGCCCGCUGCGCUGCUGUUGGGCUGCCGGGGGUGGCCCUUUGUGACACGGGCGCGUGGGGUCAGGGCCCUCUGUGAUGCGGGACACGGUGGUGGCCAGAGAGCCUUGUGACAUCAGGGAGCCCCAGCCUGGCUGAGGGUAUCCAAGGGGCGCAGAGCCCUGGGGUGCCCAGUCCCAGGAGAGCCGCUCUCUCAGGAGGAAGCAGCUCCCUGCGUCUCUCUUCAUGAGAAGACAGUGGACAUUACAUCAAAUUACACGGAAGAUGGACAGAGAGAAAGAGAAUCCCAACUCCCAGACCACCCAAGGCCACCUGCUGAGCCUGCGGAGGAGGCCAAGAGAGAGGGAUGAGGCAGGAAGGAGAGGCCAGCGGACGGAGAAGGCCAGGAUCUUUGCUGUGCCAAGGGAGCCGUCUCCGUCCCACGUGUCCUCAUCCUCAUCCUCCUCACAGGUGCCCCUCAAGCUGCCACCGGUGGAGGUGAGGCAGCCAAAGGUGGGACCCAAAAACCUGAACAAACCAUCGGUCUCACCAAUGGAGCUCAGGCAGCCACAGGCAGCACCACAGGGCAGCCAGAGCCGGGCCCUGUCCCUCUGUGGGGACAGGCUGCCACGGCUGCCACGGCUGCCACAGCAGCCACAGUUGCCAAAGCUGCCACCACUGCCACAGCUGCCAUGGCUGCCACAGCUGUCACCGCUGCCACAGCUGCCACCACUGUCACCGCUGCCAAGACUGCCACAGCUGCCACCACUGCCACCACUGCCCUGCCUGGUGAGUCCCAGGCACACUCACAGCCAGGGCACAGAGCUGGGGAGCGCAGGAGAGAAGGGGCCCCAGCCCUGCAGCCCCUGUCCUGGGCAGCCACACACCCCCGUGCCCAGGGUGCUCUUGCCCCCGCUCAGGGUGGCCCAGGAGGGCACAGCCCUUGUGUCCCCAAGCUGGCAGCUGCAGCCUCUGCCACCCAUCCCCUCGGGGGCUCGAGCCGUGGAGCGCAGCCUCAUGGGCACAGCUCCAGGAAAAUGGGAUAACAGUGAGCUGUCCCGAGGGGAAAGUGACAGUGACCAGGAGCUGUCCCCAGUAGAAGAGGCCACUGAGCUCUCUCCAGGGGGCAGCAAGAGUGAGCCAGGGGUGUCCUCAGUGGAAGAGGCCAUCAACAUGAUUCCAGGGGACAGCACGAGUGACCAGGAACUGUCCUCAGUGCAAGAGGCCAUCGUGGCUGUUUCAGGGGACAGCCCAACAGAUGAGGAGCUGUCCUCAGUGGAAGAGGACAUCGAGGGCAUUGCAGAGGACAACACAAGUGACGAGAAGCUGUCCCCAGUGGAAGAGGCCUCUGAGGUCAUUUCAGGGUACAGCCCGACUGAUGAGAAGCUGUCCUCAGUGGAAGAGGCCAUCGAGGUCGCUCCUGAGGACAGCACAAGUGACGUCGGGCUGUACCCAAUGGAAAAUGACAAGGAGCACUCCCGAGGGGACAGCAAGAGUGACAAGGAGCUGUCCCCAGGUGAAAAGGAGUGUGAAAAAGAGCUGUCCCAAUGGCUAGAACAUGAAGCUGGAGAGCUCUCCCAAUGGGAAGAACAAGAGGAUGAAGAGCUCUGCCAUUGGGAAGAUGAGGAUGAAGCACUCUCCCAUAGGGAAGAAUGUGAGGUUGAAGAGCUGAGAAGGAUGACCCUGCUUGGUGGUAUGGAAGAAGAUUCAAGCUCAUCACCUGAACUGCCCAAAGUGGAAGAGAUAUCAAGACAUCAGAAGGUUGUGGAAUGGCUGGAAGCCAAUUUCCCCAAUGAUUAUGGUGAUGAGAAGGAAGAGAAGGAAGAGAAGGAAACUGAACUGAAUCAAAGAAUGCAAUGGUGCAAGCAGAAGGUGGAGGCCCAAUGGCGAGAGCUGUUGGACUCCUUGUCACUUCUCAGUUUCAAUCUCAGUGACGACGUGCAUUCCAAAGGGGAGCAGUGCAAAGUCCAAGAGAUGUCCCAAGGGGAAGAUGCCAUCCAGGACAACAUCUGCAAUAAACCCUUGGGGGAUGAUGAGGAACCCCUGGAGGGACCCAGCUGCUCCAGGCAUGUGGGCGCAGAGCUGGCAGCAGAGGCAGCCCGUGCCCUGCCCAGCGCCCCUCCUGCCCUAUGGAGUCCCACGGACACCGAGCUGGCAGCUGCUACCCCGGCCGGAGCUACUGAGGAGGAGGAGCCCCCUGAGGUUGUUGCUCCAGAGGAUGGAAAGGCAGCACAUUCUCUUCUCCUCAGUGAGGCGAGGACAGCCCCGGACACAUGGAGCCUGCUCAGUGUCCUGUUCUAUACUCCAGCCAGCAGCCCGGCUCAGCUGAGCAUGAACCAGAGCAGCAGCAGUGAGACCCUGCACACGGCUCUGCUGGAGAUGCAGGCACUGAGGCAGCAGCAGCAGCAAGAGGAUGCCCUGGAAGAAGGGAUUGCUGCAGAAAGAGAAGCAGCAAUUACAGCAAAAAGGGAAGGGAGCCCGGUGCCUGCCCCGCACGGCCCCCCCAGGCCCUGGCCCCAGCUGGGAGCCCAGGCCCUCCAUGGGCAGCCGGUUGCCCCCAGGAGACGUCCCUCCCGCUUCAGGCGGGCGCUGCGGGCGCUGCGGGCGCUGUUCCGGUGGCCCUGCCUGAGGCCACAGCCGGAGGAGUAAAACAGGGCACCGAGAGCAGGGAUUGCUCCCACAGCCUCCCUCCCGGCAGGACUGCGGCUCACACGGGGCGGCCAACACCAACGGGAGCUGGGACACCAACGGGAACAGGAAGAGGAGCACAAAGGAGGCGGUGACCAUGGAGAAGAGGAAGAAGAUGAUGAAGAAGGGGAAGGAAAUGAAGAUGAAGAAAGCGACCAAGAUGAAGAAGACCAAGAAGAUGAAGAAGGCCAAGAAGAUGAAGACGAAGACAAAGAAGAUGAGGAUGCUAAAGAUGAAGACAAAGAAGAUGAAGAAGACUGAGAUGAUGCUGAAGACGACUAAGGCGA